AUGUACAAGGACCCUAACAAAAGCAAACAAUGGGGGAUGAAUGAGAUGAUUCUCCAGAUCAUAAAGGAACAAGUCACUGAUGAUGAGGCAGCCCCUCCUGUUGAAAGCAGUGAUGUUCUUCACUUACGUCUGGAAUACAGAAAUAUUAGACAUAUCGAGUGCCUGUGGGAUUUCACAUCUUUAACCAGGCUUGAUUUGAAUAACAACCUCAUUGACAAGAUUCAAGGUCUUGACCAUCUGAUUAAUCUGAAAUGGCUCAAUUUGUCAUUCAACCGCAUCAAGAAGAUUGAGGGUUUUCAGUCUCUGCAGAAGCUUGAGUUGCUGAAUUUAUCAGACAACAAAAUCUCUGUCAUUGAAAGCCUGGAUGCAAUUGAGAAUCUAACUCAUUUCUUCCUGUCAAACAACUGCCUUGAACAGUUAGACAAUGUACUCUAUCUCCGAAGGUUCAAGAACAUAUUUGCAAUCACCCUAUUUGGAAAUCCUGCUGUUGAUGAUGACAAUUAUCACAGUUUUAUGGCUGCCCACUUUCCCAACUUGAUAUUAUUGGAUUCCAUCGUAAUUGAUGAGAACACAAGAAAUGAAGCAUCUACUAAAUACCAGUAUGUCCUAGACAAAAUGAGAAAUGAAGAGGUGGAGAUACAGAAAGCAGAAGAAGAUCAGCAAAGACAGGAAGCUGAACUGAAACUGCACAAAGAUGCCUUUGUGGAGUUCCUAAAUGGCCCUGGUCUGUUUGGGAGUAUGUUUGAAGAUGAUCCUGAGAAAGAGACACUACACUGUGCUCCAGGAGUUGAUGCUUUGCAGGAAACAUUUAAGUGUCAAAUGGAGGCGCUGUGUACUCAGUUAUUUGAAACAGGUCUUGCUGAGCACAAACGGAGGGAGUCAGAGGGGAACUCUUUCCGCAGUGGCCAGAGUGAGGUGGUGACACACUACCAGCAGAAACAGUCACAGAUAUUGGAAACAUUUGAGCAGGAGCACAAAAAGAGAAUAACUGAGAUGCAGAAGUUAUCAGAUCCAGACACACUCUUGCUCAAGAUCAGUCACUGUAGUGAUGAGAUCAACUAUCUCUAUAAGAGCCUCCUGACUCUGGAGUUUAAGAUGGCCCGGCAGGUGGAGAAAUCCAUCAAGGAGUUUGAUAGCAGCAUCUCAGAAAUGGUGGCCAACUUCAUUGACACUGCAGAAGGAAUAUUUGUACAAUGUCGAGAUCUGGAAGACAACUAUUAUCAGAAGGCCCGAGAGGCUGCCCUGGAAACUGUGGCCAAAGUGGCCAACGACGCUCAGGAUGAGGACAUGCCGUAUGAUGUUCUAAUGUUCUUUACAGAUAAAGAUGCCGUGUUGGAUGCACUGACCACAGGCCAUGACAACCACAUCGUCAAGAUCAAUGACCGAGAGACUCGGCUGGUUACAGACAUUAAUGUCUGGAAACUGACGCUGAUUAAAGAGAUUCAAGACAGAGAACUAUAUCUGAAGCGCAUCCACAUCUCAGACUUCAUCAAAUACAGAGACUAUCUGAUGGAGCAGCUUGAGGAAUUUCAAUAGCACAAACCGAAAGCUAUUAUUCAAAAUCACUUGUGUGAUUGAUUGAAUGGCAUAUUUACUGUGUGCAUUUGUAUCAUUGGCAAUUAAUACCCUGCUUUUCAGUGCCUUUUGUCUUGUGACAAAAUGUUUUGCAGUCCGCAGGGGUUUUCAAGUUGUUUGAUUUCAAUGAUAUAGACCAAACGUCAGGUUCUUCCAGCCACACAGUAACAAGUAGUGCAAACCAGAGGGAGCAUUUGGUGCAACAAAUUGUAAAGAGCCUCAACAGUUUGCUGUGGUGGCUUUCACAACAAUUUUCUUCCCUCAACCAAACAUCCAUAUGAAGCUGUGGGGGCCAAUUCGGGGUCACCAACAUGUAUAUUUUUUGGAGAAAACCAGAAUACCCAGAUACAGAGAACACAUAAACACCACACAGAAAGGCCCAGACAGUAUUUUAACCCACGACUUUUUCCACUGUGAGGUGAGAGUCCUAACCACUGGCCCCCAACAAGUAUAUACAGGAGUCCUGCGUCCAUUAGGAGCUGCUUGGAUAUGGCACCAUUCUUUCCAUCUGGGGAGUUAAAAAAAAAAGUAAAACAAAACAAAAAAAAGAUAUUCUCAAAAUCAAAUUUUUUGUAUGAAUUGACACAAUGUCAUAAUUUUUUUUUUCUUUCCAGAUACAUGAAUAUGUGUGGUUGUCUACAACAAUGGU
This is a messenger RNA of Salarias fasciatus (jewelled blenny), 2224 nucleotides long. RefSeq names its product dynein regulatory complex subunit 3 (gene drc3). The coding region runs from base 1 to 1536 and encodes 511 amino acids. Gene Ontology annotation, molecular function: protein binding. The record is from RefSeq and is a predicted model, not a curated record. The transcript has 12 exons. Lineage: Eukaryota; Metazoa; Chordata; Actinopteri; Blenniiformes; Blenniidae. Gene Ontology annotation, cellular component: cilium.